This is a messenger RNA of Microtus ochrogaster (prairie vole), 474 nucleotides long. RefSeq lists its product as uncharacterized. Lineage: Eukaryota; Metazoa; Chordata; Mammalia; Rodentia; Cricetidae. The record is from RefSeq and is a predicted model, not a curated record. Gene Ontology annotation, cellular component: Golgi apparatus; plasma membrane. Gene Ontology annotation, biological process: activation of protein kinase B activity.
AUGGGUAGAAAGCAGCAGCAGUACACCCUGAACGUUGAGCAAAAUUCAGGGGAACAGUUAUUAAGAAAUCCGUACUGUUCGACUGAGGGAGCGCAAUGUGGCUGUAGAUCCCACCAUGUGACUUGUGAGCUGCAUUCGGUUAAAGAAAACUCAUGUUCACUCUGGAAAAUAUUUGUAAUGUGUCUGUUGGCUUGUCUAGUUGCCACAGCCAUUACAGCUCUGGCCUUUUAUUUUGGCCGCUUUGGCAACCCCACCAAUACCACCAUCAUCAUUCGCACGGAUGGAGGGUCCAGUCAGGAUUCCUGCACCACUGCUUCGACACCAUCUCUGACUUCAUCACCUGCACCUGGACCUGAGACCACUCCGUCUGCGACUACUAUAACGACCCCAGACUCAACUCCCUCCCCACCUACACCUACUACAGAGAUGGCUAAUACUACCAUAGAACAUGAAGUUGAAAUUGAAUAUGAUUAG